GUAGAUCUGACAGGGCAAUUCCUUGGUAAGUCAACACCAUACAGGGGAACUAGCAAUCGGUUUCGAACUUCCACUGCUGCUAAGAUGGCGUUGGAGAAGUGGGAAAUUAUAUACAGAGUGCCCUCUCUUCGGCUGUAGACCACCAAAGGCGUGCGUCCUAUGUUACCAUACCCGCAAAAACCCAGAGACACAGACCCCCAAAGUAAUUACCGCCAAAAUGGCAACUGAUCAUUCGCACUCUCAUGAAUUCAUCAUUGGCUCGAAAGAAGGACCUAUGCACAUUGGAGCCACAUUCCAAUGGGCCGUCAUUACUACUUUAUUUUUGUCCGCAACAUAUAUACUGGGGAAAGGGAUAUAUAAUCUUUAUUUUCAUCCCCUUGCAAAGUUUCCCGGCCCAUUCUGGGCCCGAGCUUCUUUAUUCUGGCGAUUUUGGCAUACAAUGGGCGGUCGCUCACAUAGAGAAAUCGAAAAACAGCAUAUGAAAUAUGGACCUGUCUUUCGGGUCUCGCCGAACGAGCUGUCAUUUGCAUCAGUAGAUUCGUGGAAAACCAUCUACGGAUUUCCGCCUCCUGGCCAACCGCAUCUUGUGAAGGGUGAAUUCUACGAUAUAUACGGAGCGGGGUUCAAGACUGGUUGCAUUGGCUCCGAAAGGGACCCCCAACAACACGCUAUAAAGAAGAAAAACCUUCUUGCUGCAUUUUCUACCAAAGCUCUCAAUGCACAAGAGGCGUUAGUGCAGCAAUGUUGGGACCAGUUUGUAGAAAAAAUCGGGCCUCUAAGUCGCGAAACACCUCAAGGUAUUGAUAUUGUGAAAUGGUUUGAGAUGGCCACGUUUGACAUACUUGGAGAGAUGGCCUUCGGGGAGGGCUUCCACUGCAUGGAAACUGGGAAACAUCAUUUUUGGCUUGAUCUAAUAUUGGAGCAUCUUCUCGAGAUAUCUCUUGUGGACAACUUACGACGAUUUCCAUUCCUAGCUACUCUUGGCAGAUGGAUUUUGCCUUCUCUGACAGUAAAAGUACGCAACAAGCACACAGGAUAUAGCAGAGAGAAAGUUCACAAACGACUCAAUGCUGAGAACACUCGCCAUGAUUUCCUCACAAAUAUGGUGAGCAAGGUGAAGUCCGGCGAAGUCUCCCGUGAAGAGUUAACGGCCCACGCCUCUACUCUAAUCAUCGCUGGCGGUGAAACCACGGCACAUACUCUCUCAUCUAUAAUUUACUACGUUCUUAAGACGCCUGGUUGCAGGGAGAAGUUGAUGAAAGAAAUUCGAGACCACUAUAGCUCAUAUGAGCAGAUCGAUGCAACGUCGGCGCUUCAAGUUCCUUAUCUUCAGGCUGUGAUACAAGAGGCACUCCGUAUUCACCCGUCUGGUGCCCAGGGCUUCCCACGGACCUCUCCCGGUGUCCUCAUAGACGGGCAUUAUGUGCCUGCUGGUACCGAGGUGUAUACUUCAGCAUGGACUGUAGUACAUGAUCCUGCAAAUUUUCAUGAUCCAUAUGCUUUCAAACCGGAACGAUGGACCGACCCCGCGUGCACUGAUAUCAAGGACGCAAGCCAGCCAUUUUCACUCGGCUACCGUGCCUGUAUUGGUAGAAACUUCGCAUUCAUCGAAAUGGCACUAUGUCUGACAAAGAUGGCAUACAAGUAUGAGUGGGAACUAGUUGACAAGAAUCUUGACUGGGAAGCCGCCUCUAGGUGUUAUAUAAUGUGGUGGAAAGCGCCAAUUAUGGUUCGUUUAACUGACAGGAAGGGUUUGUGAGAUGAGUUGGGGAGUUGGGUGUUGGGGCAAAAGCCGAUCAUCUCGAACAGAGACAGGGCCAAUGUGCGAUAGGAUCAGUUGACUAGAUAAUUGAGAAAUGUAACAAA
This is a messenger RNA of Xylaria bambusicola, 1866 nucleotides long. Its product is annotated as cytochrome protein. NCBI's taxonomy places the organism in Eukaryota, Fungi, Ascomycota, Sordariomycetes, Xylariales, Xylariaceae. Gene Ontology annotation, molecular function: oxidoreductase activity, acting on paired donors, with incorporation or reduction of molecular oxygen; heme binding; iron ion binding. Bases 218 to 1759 code for a protein of 513 amino acids. The record is from RefSeq and is a predicted model, not a curated record. The transcript has 9 exons.